GUGUGUGUGAGUCUCUGUGUGUGUGAGUCUCUGUGUGUGUGUGAGUCUCUGUGUGUGUGUGUGAGUGAGUCUUUGUGUGUGAGUGUGUGUGAGUCUCUCUGUGUGUGUGAGUCUCUGUGUGUGUGUGAGUCUCUGUGUGUGUGUGUGAGUGAGUCUUUGUGUGUGAGUGUCUCUGUGUGUGUGAGUGUCUCUGUGUGUGUGAGUCUCUGUGUGUGUGUGAGUCUCUGUGUGUGUGUGUGAGUGAGUCUUUGUGUGUGAGUGUGUGUGAGUGUCUCUGUGUGUGUGAGUGUCUCUGUGUGUGUGAGUCUGUGUGUGUGUGAGUCUCUGUGUGUGUGAGUGAGUGAGUCUUUGUGUGUGAGUGUGUGUGAGUGUCUCUGUGUGUGUGAGUGUCUCUGUGUGUGUGAGUGAGUCUGUGGUUGCGUCUCGUGAUCAGUAGCGGCGCUGGACACAGCGAAUCGCACGGCUGGCCACGUACAGUGCGAAAGAAGUUCAACAUAGAGAGCCAGGCCGGGGAGCGGGGUCCCAGGACCAGGACCGGCGCGAGCUUGCCCGGGGGUGUUCGGGGUCUCGAGGGUACGGGUUGGGUCUCGAGGGUACGGGUUGGGGUUCGCGGUCUCUAGGGUUGGGGUUGGUGGUUGGGGUUGGAGCCGGUGCUGGGCUGUGGCUUCGGGGCUGCGCCCGCUCCUGGAGCGGAGCGAAUGGAGGCCGUGAAGCUGAAAGAUCGGAUCCUGGAGAACAUCUCCUGGUCCAUCAAGAAGCUUCAAGGCAGCUUUGUUCCCUGCCAGCGCGAGGAGGAGGAUGUAUCCGUGGACAGCCAGCCGACCGUGCGCAACCACGACCGGCUGCUACAUCGCGUGUGCGAGCACCUGGACCACGCGCUGCUGCACGGGUUGCAGCACAUCCCUGCCGGCUACUGGCCGCUGGUCAUGCACUUCACGCGCUCCGAUGCGGUGGCGACGAUCUCUGCCCUGCAUCAUGUGACCACGAGCUUGGGCCGGAGCCGCGCGUGGCUGUACCUGGCGCUGAACGAGAGCAGCCUGGAGAGCUACCUGCGUCUCUUUAGUGAGAACCCGGUGCUGUUGCGUUCCCACUACAGCGGAAGCGCGUUGGUGUGCAGCUCGGACCACCUCAACCUCUUCCUCACGCUCGUCUCCGGCCUCGAGUUCAUUCACUUCGAGCUGGAGCUGGAUGCGCCUUACCUGGACCUGGCAGCGUAUAUGCCCGAUCCGUACCGCCCCGUGCUGCCCGAUGACCUGCACGGCCACUCCCCGUCAUGCCGGGGCUCGUGCCGUGGCUCGUGCCAGGGCGGCUGCUCCGACAGCGCCUCCCUCGAGUCCGGGAACUCGGCGAACCUGGAGUGGGAUGACUCGGCCAUCGCUCCGUCUAGCGAAGGUGCCGAUUUUGACUUCCAAGACGUUUUCGAGCCUUGCAUGUGUGUCACGGACGCCACAGCAGACACCGACAGCCUCGCCGAGCCCCUGCACAGCCCCGACGCUGCGGGCAUUAUGGGCACCAUGGGCACCGCAGGCACCACUGCCGCCAAGCGGGAGAGAGAGGGCGGCGUUACCGCGGCCCCCCGGGGGUCGUGGCACCGGCAGAACCCCUUCUCGUCACCCAACCUCGGCUCGCGCGGUGACCCCACGGACGAGGUCGGCGGCAGAGCCAUUCCGGCGAGUUCCGGCGACGCCGACCACGACCACUCCCCGCUGGAAGUCAUCCGCCUGACCACCAGAAGGCGCAAGCGCCACGGCAACGGGAGGUCCCGUGGCGCGGACGGGCAGCGGCACGGCAGCGGUGGCAGCAACGCUUCGCUGCCGUCGGAGGCGGUGCUGCAGCCGGACAUUGUCCUGCAGUGGGACGCGGUGAAGCGGCCAAGCAGCACGCUGCAGCCCGACGUGAUACUGCAACCGAGCGCGCUGCGGCAGGCGGGCAAGGUGGGCGAGUUGGGCGGAGCCCAGGAGCCGGGUGACGAGUUGCAGCCAGACGCAGCACAGCACGUGGACACGGAGCCGCGGCAAGUCGGCCUGGCAUCGGGCAGCGAACAGCGAGGCAUUAACCUGCCCGGUUUGGAAAUGUCACGAGCGAAGGGUCAGAUGCAGUCAAGAAACCUGCGUCUGAACAUCGCCAAUCCCCUGAAUGACGACGAGGGGGCGGAGCAUGUUGGGUGUGCGGGUAAUGGCGACGCGGAGGAGGAGGGGGAGGAGGGGGAUGGAGAGCAGCAUCAGAGCGUGCACGCGCUUCUCAGCUCGCACCUCUCCAGUGCGCAGAGGUACACGCUGGCCCACACAGACGAGGAGCAAUGGACGCUGGGCGACGAUGCCAUGGAUUCGGACGGAGUACGACCCUCAGAAGAUGGACAUUUGGACAAACUGCACAACCACACCGAGCACAAUAGACCCUCCGGUGUGGCAAGCUUAGUUGACUGUUACGGUGAGCUGGGCUGUGGGGUGGACGAUGGUAGCGCAGGAGACUGCCGUUGUCAGAAUGGAAACUGUGCGCACGAUUGCGGUGGCUCUAUUCAUCGAGACAAUGUGGAGGCUGAGAAUGGAACAGCUUUGACAGAAGACAGAGAUGCGGAUGGCGAAGACACUGAGACGGACGACGCCGCGAUGGGGAGGCCGCUACAGCACCGCGCCGAGAUCAGCGUGGACAACAAUCUGCUGCUCCUGCUCAUGCUGCACGUGUUCCGGGAAGACGAAGAGCAGCUGUACAAGAUGCUGAAGCUGACAACGGGGCACGCGGAGGGUGCGGUACGGUCCUUAUUCGUGGUGCUCACCGACUGCCAUGUCUACCUCGUGCGCAAGGGGACGGCGGAGAAGCCGUUUGCGGUAGAGAGAGCCACCCCCUACCACCAGCUGGCGGCGGUGCGCGUGGGCGUGCACGGGCAGGCGGUGCGGCUGGACGACGCCUCCCAGCGCCAGCACACUUGGAUCGACACCGCCGAGCACGGCCUCACUGAGUUCCUGCUGCUGUCUCUGACGGCGGCGCUGGUGCGCGGCUGCCGGGAGCCACCGUACCCACGCACCCACACGGAGACGUCCGAGACGCACCCGACCCUCAUGGCCUUCGUCGCGCGCGAGACACCGUGCCCGCUGGCCGAAGUGCAUGUCGCGUGCUACAGCUACGUGCACUGGGAGGAGGUGCACCAGCAGUGCGCGCCCGGCUCCGGUUGUGCCGCGGCAGGCUGCCUGCAGGCCCCACGCUGCCCCCAGGGGCCGGGCUGUGUCCCCUACAAGGAGGAGCUGCUCGUGUACCGCACGACGGGGCGCCUUGGUGGCCACACGUGGAAGCCGUGCUACCUGGUGCUCAGCAGUGGCAUCUUGUACCAGUACGAAGACAGCACGGGCGUGACACCAAUCAUGUCUCUCAGCAUGAGCGGAGGUGGGUGUGGCGGUUGCCUGCGCGUGCGCGAUGCCGAGCAGCCACACAGCUUCCAGGUGCUGCUCACGGGGCGACCGCCCCUGCGCCUGGCCGCACGCUCCGAGCCCAGCGUCUCCCAUUGGCUGCAGGCCAUCUGCCAGGCUGUGUCGCACGGGGUGUGCGUGCGUGUGCCCGCUGUGCCUGGCGUGCUGCUGCUCACGCGGAACGACCUCUUCCUGUGCCAUGAGGACGUGGAGACGCGGUUCAUCCGCUCCCUGGGCAGGCUCCCACUGCCGUGCAUCGUGCUCGCACGGACACACGACAUGCGCCACGCGUGCUCACUGGUGAGGGAAGGCGCAGACUCGCAGUGCGUCCUCGGCUGGGACCUCAGCUUCAGUUGCGACUCGGAGCUGCGCAGGUUCCUCUCCGGCCUGGCUCUCGCCUGGGAAUCGAUUUUCCAGGCAAGUUUGCGCGCGCGGCCAGAGUGGAAAUCGCAACGAUCGUUUUUUUGCUUGCAAGCGCUUCGCGUGCCUUUGCUUCCCAGGCCUGGGUGCCGUCGGCACGCACAAUGAUGGCUGUCCCUGUGAGUCUCUUAACGGCUGUGAACGUAAUGUGGUGGGGGCAUGUGUGCGGAUUCUAUUCAACUGUGUGUUAUAAUCUCGAUAAACUCUAAAACAACGGACAAGCCUUUGGCAUAUGGCACCCGUGGUGGCGGUUGCUUGGAGGAUUGAUUCGAUGCUGGGAAGCGACGACUUACUCAACUUGUAUCUAACAUUGAGAUCCGAAUGAGCCGAAGAAUUCCUGUCCUGCCUCCUUUUGGGAUCCCAAUGACGGGCAAAUCAAGGGAAAGUCUCCCUCCAGGGGAUCAUGGGAGCAGCCAGUGAGUGUAGCUGUGUGAGGAUAGCAGCGGGUUGCUUAUUGUGUCAACACAGCAGCGACAGAUACGUGGCUACCAGUCGUGUCCAUGCACAGUGUUGUAUUCAGAGUCCGAGUGAGUUCCUGAAGAAAUUAGAAUGUAUGCAUUGGUGCUCCUCUCCUGUUGACGGCGCUGCAGCAUAUUCAUAGGACAACCACAGUUGACUUCCCCUAAAACAAGAUCCCUCAUAAUGGGCGGUGGUGGUGGUGGCUAUGCUGCCUGGAAUCCAGCGUUGUGGAGGCAGCAGCGAGGGUUCUGGAUCACACCGAGAUGGGUGGGCAUCGAGGAGGAGCCGUACCCUGGCUCACCAGGGAAUGGCAGUACAGGAAAGUGUGGAUUCCACUUGUUCCAUCUGUACGCGAUAUAAAGUUUUGCCCUCUCACACGUAUGGGUUUUCCCCGUGUUUCCUCCCACCUGUAUAAACAUUAAUAAUGAUUUGUUACUAAUACUAAAACAAGAUCCCUCAUGCUCUGAUAGUGCGUUGUCUUUGAACUGUGCGCCUUUUGGCGUCAUCUGGUCGAACACCAUAUGAGACUAGGCUCUAAGGAAAGCUGUCUCUGGUGUGGACCAAUGAGUUUCAAGGACAAUGCAUAAAUUAUGAGAGUGUUGUUUUUGUUUGCAUUUUGACUGCAAGUAUUGUGGUUAAUGUAAGCAUGAUUCCUUGAAAAAGGUGUCAGUUUUGUUGCCAGAAAAAAGGGGAAAAACCCUAUUAGUAUAUUUUGGUACUGGCAAAGGAGGCCUCAUGAUGAAAUUAAUGAUUUGGCCAAUACCAUCUUUUAAUACAUGGAGGAGCACAGAGCUUGGGCAAUUGUUGGUCAUGCCAAAUCCUUAGGGUGUGGCUGCUGCUGCCUUCCCACUCAUUUGUGAUUCCUUCUCCUGGCGCCUCCAAAUGAUCGUCUGUCUCUCUACGAGAGCGAGGAGCGAAUACAUGUGGCGGCAAUGCGGCGUUUCCAGUUGACAUUUUAUUUAUCAUUAACUCGGAUUUGAACUCGCAGACCAUUCGAACGUGCACCACUCGCUCUAUCGCCGAGCCACUCGACUGACUGGACUGAGUAAUUGUUUAGUUCGUGCAUCCAAGGGUGGCACUGGGGAGCGGUGUGGGCCCCCUGGUGCACGCAUUAUUAACUCGGCCCUCAUUAUUCACGAUCUAUCGUUAAAUUCUGAGUUGGGACACCUCCAUGAUGUGGCCCCAGUUAUGUCGUGCAAAGCCGUCUGUUGCCCAAUCUACGUGGUGCACAAGGGGUAACAGCAACUGGCCGAUUGUUAUUGUGUCGCCUCUCGCCGGUGAGUCUAAUAUCUACGCGUAAUGCAUACUAUUUGGUUGUUUUUAUAACCCAAAAUAUGAGCACAUCUCAAGACACCGUAAACCAUGCGAUAGAUGUCUCGGUGGCCCUCUAGGAUGGUGGCAGGGUGGCGGUGCAGUGGUGACACACCAAAAAUCACCUGGGUUCGAUGCCUGACUUGGGUGCCUUUCUGUGUGUGGAGAUUGUAUUCUCUCCCUCUUGUUCUGCAUGGGUUUCCUCCGCGUUCUCCAGUUUCCUUCCAUAGCUAAAAAAAAAAAACACAGGCAAUGUUGUAACCGGUAUUGGCCGAAAACACAUUCCAAUCCUGAAAAAUUACCUGCAGAUCAUCACCUAGUUGGGAUCACACGGCAGCAGCAGCAACAUUGCCCCCGACUGAGAACACCUGGCAGGACUCGGCAGCGAGGCCUUCCUGGAUUAACCAGGGGAGGAACGACAUUGAUAACAAUAACAACGGGCCCCAGAUAUGCAAGCUGAACAGGGUACGGCCGCUCUGCAUCUCUGUGUCUUUGUGCAGGUGCAGCUGCCUGCAAGAAGUGCAGAGGGACGGGAGCUAGAGCCGCUCCGAGUGGGAGCGACAUAACAAUACAUGCUGACACGCACACAUACAUAUAUACACACAGUGUAACACUCGUGGACUCCCUGUGUCUAUACAUGCAUAUGCACCAGUACGUUACUGCGCACACUAAAAUGCACAUUUAUGGUAAAGUGCGUGGAAUAUGCAUGGAUGCCCACAAACAUGCAUACGCACGCAUGUGGCGAGGUACGAAUGCGAGUUUACACACACCGCGUGGUGGUAUUUAACAAGUGUGUUCUUGUUUUUUUCAUGUUUCUGCAAAGCCAACUCGAACAAGGUAUACGUUUUUGUUUAAUGAAAUAAAGUUCAAAGACUGAAAAAGCAAAACCGUGUGCAGUACGUUCAUGUGAGAAAUGAACGUAUGAAAAAGCGAAACCACCGAUGCCUUCUAUACCAACAAAACACAAAUGCAGAUCAUUCUCACUCCAUAUAUCUCAACUAGGCCACGUGUAAUGGUCUGGCCAAAUUUAUUUAAUAAGGACCCUCCACCACCCAACACGGCCAUACGAAUUGAGGAACAAUCCUCGCAAACUCACAUCGAUGAUUGAAUUCAUGACGUUUCGCUUGGGACUGCGCCGAGCAUCAUCCUGGGUGUAGGAAUGUAAAUAUUGUCUCCGAAGACGUAUGACGUGUUAAACCGAUUCACUCGUGAAUCCACAAACACUGCCCCCACAGACCAUCACUUGCUCAAACACAAAAGGGCCACUGACUGUCACUGGACCCGCACACAAACACGGCACCCGCCGUU
Molecule: messenger RNA, 6902 nt
Organism: Lethenteron reissneri (Far Eastern brook lamprey)
Lineage: Eukaryota; Metazoa; Chordata; Hyperoartia; Petromyzontiformes; Petromyzontidae
Gene: PLEKHM2
Product: pleckstrin homology and RUN domain containing M2
Biological process (GO): Golgi organization; regulation of protein localization; lysosome localization
Cellular component (GO): endosome membrane
Molecular function (GO): kinesin binding
Source: RefSeq, a predicted model, not a curated record